This is a messenger RNA of Schizosaccharomyces octosporus yFS286, 363 nucleotides long. RefSeq lists its product as uncharacterized. The record is from RefSeq and is a predicted model, not a curated record. The transcript has 2 exons. The coding region runs from base 1 to 363 and encodes 120 amino acids. Lineage: Eukaryota; Fungi; Ascomycota; Schizosaccharomycetes; Schizosaccharomycetales; Schizosaccharomycetaceae.
AUGGAUUUAUUCGCCAUUGAUUUGGAUUUCGAACCAUCCGAGGCAAAAACUGAGAGAGAGAAAAGAUUAGAAGCGAAAGUUACUUUCGACGCAAAAGAUUAUACGCCUAGAAUACAAGAUUUUGGUCACUUGAGCAAAGAUGGUGUUGUUUUAGGUGAUCCCGUCUAUAUCCAGGAACAAUCCAAGUUCGCUGCUGAAGAACAGUAUUACCUCUGCAAUUAUCAGCUUGCAAAGACCUUUGCUUUACAGGCUAUGCAAAAACCAACUGACACCUCACUUGAGUACCACCGGUUAACUGGAGGUGAAGUCCAUGAGUUGGAAGAUAUUGUUCGUCGUUGCGAUAUAAAGCUUCAUAACUGCUGA